AGACCGUUCUCUCGCAAUAGCUCUCUCUCCAUAGAAUGAUGGUAUUCUGGCGCAGUCAAGAUGGCGUUCGAUCGAGAGGAAUACGCUUACUAGAAAAAGUAUGUGGAAAAAAAUGCCGCGUAAAGGCAAGAGCGACGCGUGCGAACGUGCUUGAAGUUUCGCUUUUGUCGUUUAAAGAUUUCGAUAACCUCGUGAUCGUCCGCCAUCCGGGCGGGCCGAAUUUUAAAAUGCCGACGUGGAAGAGCUCAGACGUAAUUAGACGGGAUACCAGAUUCGUUUGCUGAUUCUCAAACGCGUUUGCCGGAGAACCGCGAUCGUCGAGCGGCGAACAACGACGCUAUGGCGUCCAUCGGAGCCGUGUAUGUGUGUGUCAAUAAUUUUUCAUCUACAAUUAACGACUAAUUAAAUGGUCACUUCUUAACUCACGAACAGCAACAGGAUCGUAAGAGAUUUUCUUUUAAACCAAUCAUUAUACAAAGGGAUUUCCUGAUACUUCUUAAACGAGUUACAUACUUAAAAAACACAAACACUUUUCUGAACUGCCUGGCUUUCCUUCUGUAUAAGGGAAUAGAGAAUUAUGAAUGAACAAUGUAAGAGACAAACAUAAACGUCACAGUUGUCACAGUGUUGUGUACAAAAGUGUUAAGACAUUCCAUGAUUUGGUAUGAUAUUUUGAGGGGAUAUAUAUAUCCUGAUUUACUAGAUUUUGCACAUCAUGUCUAAUAGUUUGGACAGCUUUUUAACGCGUAUUGGGGAUGUCACUAUCGAACGUGUGACACCUCGUGGGGGCCCUAAAUCUAACGAAGCAGCAGUUCAGAAUGAACCUUCGACAAAUACAAAUAUGAAUAAUGCAGAACCACAGACGGCUAACGAGGAGAGCUCCGAAGAGUCCAGUGGGGAAUCGUCCGACGGGGAACAAGAAAAGAAGCAUGGUGCCCUGCAUACAGAAGAAAUAGAAGAAAUACGUUCAGAAGGUUCAGGAGACGACAUGGAUCUGGACGAAACAAUCGAUUCUCAGAUCGGUGUGAGGGUAGAUUCUGAGAGACAAAGUCAUUGUCCGCCGGAAGAAGAUGACGAGGAACCAGUUAAUAUUUUGGAUACUUUACCAUUGGAAGGGGCGCCGAUUGAAGGGCAAGAGGUAUCUGAAGCUGAUUUACUUGGAAAACCAAUUUCCAAGGAUACAGAUGAUGAAAGUAUAGAUAAUGAGAAAACAGGAUCUCAUUCUGGAGCGGAAGAUGGAGCAGAUGGUAAUAAGAGGCAUGGAGAUUCUGAACAUUCUGAAAAUGUAAAAAAGAAACAAAAAAAGGAUGAUGGUACCGAAGAGUCCACAUCAGAAUGUGAAACGAAAGCAGAGAAGAAGUUAGCAAAUAUGAGAAGAAAUAUUCGCGAGGUUAUGGAUGAAACUCAACUUGAUGAAGCUACAUUAUCGGCUCAGCGACAAGAAAUGGAACGUUUGCGACGAGUACAAGAACAACAAAGGAUAAUUCGGGAAGUACAACGUCAAAUGACAAUUAAUCGUCAAAAUAAUAAAACACAAACCAGAGUAAUAAGUCUCUUACAAGGUAAACAAAAUCAGACAGGAACUACUAUUUCCCAAUCAUCCUCUUCAUCAUUAUCAUCUUCAUCUACUCAAGUUCGUUUACCUAACACUGUACUAUUGAAAGUAAAUUCGAGUUCAGGAACAGGAUCUCAAACAACUUCUAAUGUACAGUCUGGACAGAUUCAAAGAAAAUCUAUAGAAGGAACACGUUGGCAAAAGGGUAGAGGUGUCUACCAAAAUGCUCAGACAUCUAUUUCACGAGUUCCAAAUCGUUCUGUUGGUCCAACUAUGUUACAACAAAGAAUAAGAAUGAUGACACCUUCUGUAAGCAUCUCACCAGUGGUUCCUAAAAAAGAACCUAUUGAUAGACCAGAAUAUUAUUCUGAUUCUGAUGUAUCUGAUAUUGAGGCGGAAGAAGCGUUGCGUGAGAAACAUAUGCAUCUGGCGCGAAAAAUGUCAAGUGGCCCUAAAUCUCAAAAAGUAGCGAAAGGUAAAGAUGUAGUAACGAUAUCUAGUUCUAGCGAAAGUUCAGAUGAUGAUUGCAUAGUACUAAGUGAUCCUAGUGGAGAAGAAGAAACUGACAAUGAAGAUGAUCCAUCUAAUUCAGGCAUGCAUACAAAUGAUAGAUAUAACAUUCCAGAUGAACAUGGUAGAGUCUUAAUCAAUGUAGGGCAUCCUGAGACAGAGCCAGAUGUUUUUUUAGCUCCACAGGUAGCACGUAUCAUCAAGCCACAUCAAAUCGGUGGUAUACGUUUUCUAUAUGAUAAUAUUGUUGAAAGCAUUGAGAGGUAUAAAACUAGUUCUGGAUUUGGAUGUAUAUUGGCACAUAGUAUGGGUCUGGGUAAAACACUUCAAGUAGCUAGUUUUUGUGACAUUUUUUUUCGGUGUACCACUGCCAAGACUGUACUUUGCAUUAUGCCUAUUAAUACUUUGCAAAAUUGGUUGGCUGAAUUUAAUAUGUGGUUACCAUAUGAAGAUCCUACAUCCAUGGAAAAGAAUAAAAUUACAAACAUAAAGUCAGAAUCUGAAAUGGAAUCUAAGUCAGAAAUAAAAGAAGAAUGUGGUAGCCAAAGCGAUAUGUCAAACAUAUCCAGGCCUAUAAGUACAGAAUCUGCUCAUCGCUAUGGACAAGAAAAUGUGCCACAGUCUUUAAAUAUUAUGCCAGAGAAUCCAUAUACUCAUCAAGGAUAUGAAAAUCAUAUGAUGUCAAGUUAUGUACAAGACAGUAUGUUAAAUAAAACAAUGCCAGAUCAUCAUGCACGUAUCAACCAAAACUACCCUGGAGAUAUUACACAAUCUUCAAUGUAUAAUACCAAUCCAAACUCCAUGCCUAAUUUUGAUCCUAUGAAACCAGAAUUAAAUUGUCAUACCAUGCAAGGUAGACCAAAUAUACCUCCACCAAAUAUACCACCAUUGAAUAUACCACCACCUAAUUUACCUCCAUCCAAUUUACCUCCACCCAAUUUACCUCCUCCCAAUUUACCUCCCCCCAAUUUACCUCCACCCAACUUACCUCCACCAAAUUUACCUCCACCAAAUUUACCUCCACCAAAUUUACCUCCACCAAAUUUACCUCCACCAAAUUUACCUCCACCUAAUUUACCUCCACCCAAUUUACCUCCACCUAAUUUACCUCCACCCAAUUUACCUCCACCCAAUUUGCCUCCACCUAAAUUUGGUAUGGAAAAUCAGAAUUCUAAUAUGUACACAACCAUGGAAAAUCAAUCACAAGGAACAAUGUAUUCAGAUAUGGAGAACAGAACUUCUGGGCCUAUGUAUCCUAAUAAUCAUCAAUCUGGACCAAUUUAUUCAAAUUAUAAUAAUCCUCCAAGUACCUUUCCCAAUUAUAAUCAACCUCGUCAAGAUUUGGAUCAUGAGCCAAAGAAAGAGAAUAUUUUACAUCAAAAUACGGAAGUUAAUGUAAAGAGAGAACCGGAAGAAACAAUAAAAAAAGAAGAAGCUAUAACUAAAGAAGAAAUAGAAGAUAAAAAGAAUAUAGAAAAAGUCAAAACAACCUAUAUGGUAGAUGCUCCUAUUGGUAUGGAAUUAAGACCAAGACAUUUUCGUUUACAUAUUUUGAAUGAUUCACACAAAACUAUGACAGCAAGAGCUAAAGUUAUACAAGAGUGGCAAACAGGAGGUGGUGUUUUAUUAAUUGGAUAUGAAUUAUAUAGACAGUUGUCUAUGAAAAAACCGAACAAAGCAAAACGAAAACGAGGUCAACCUUUUAAAGAUACGGUUGAUGUUGAAGAAGAAGACAAAAACAAAGGUUUGUUAGAUGAGAUGCACUCUGCAUUAGUUAGUCCUGGUCCAGAUUUAGUUAUUUGUGACGAAGGUCAUCGCAUAAAAAAUUCUCAUGCUAGUAUUAGUAUGGCUCUAAAACAAAUGCGUACGAAACGAAGAAUUGUAUUAACUGGUUAUCCAUUACAAAAUAAUUUGCUCGAGUAUUGGUGUAUGGUCGAUUUUGUAAGACCUAAUUAUUUAGGAACUAAGAGUGAAUUUUGUAAUAUGUUUGAAAGGCCAAUACAAAAUGGUCAGUGUAUUGAUUCAACACCACAAGAUAUUCGCUUAAUGCGAUAUCGAGCGCAUGUACUGCAUGCUCUGUUAGAAGGUUUUGUACAGAGAAGAUCUCAUUCGGUACUCCAAGUGUCAUUACCACGCAAAGAAGAAUAUAUUCUUCUUGUUAGAAUGACACCACAUCAACGUAAACUCUAUGAUACUUUUAUGAAUCAAGUUGUUAAAACAAGAGCAGUCCCAAAUCCUUUAAAAGCCUUUGCUGUUUGCUGCAAAAUUUGGAAUCAUCCAGAUAUACUAUAUUACUUUCUUAGAAAACGUCAAGCAAACGAAGAGGAUGAUCUAGACUUAGAAGAAACAAUAGGAGAAAAAUUAAUACCUGGUGGAAAACGAUCGAAAGCUCGUCAGUCAAAAGGAGAAUCUAAGAAAGGGAAGAAAACAAAUUCAACUAUAAAAAGUAAGCCUGCAGCAAGUGUACAACCUAAUCCUUCCUCAUCCAAUGUUGAUAGUACAGAAGGAGACAGUACACAUUCUAAUACAAAACAAAAUAAUUAUAGCAAUUAUUCUAUGCCUACAAAUAAUUCAGGAUAUUCGAAUUCUAUAUCACAGGCACCUUAUCCUGGAUAUCAAAAUUAUCGUUCGAACGAUCAAAAUACGUAUUACAGAAAUGAUAAUAAUCACGGGGAAUAUAAUGAAUUCUACAAUAAUCAAGGUCAACAAAGAUAUGGAAAUCAACCCUUUCCAACAUAUACACAAAAUACUAAUUAUAAUUCUACACAAGGAUACAACAAUCAGUCACAAAAUUAUAUACCACCAAAUGAUCAAUCUGUUAAUCAUCCACAAAGAUAUCCUUCGGGACCACCUAAUUCAGAUUUUCGUCCGGAUCAAAAUCAAGGAAAUAAUUAUGAAACAUCAGGAAUAUAUCCACGUCAACCAUAUACGUAUCCGGAUCAAGGACGUAAUUAUGGAACAUCCGUAAAUCAAGGGCCUAAUAAUUACUCUCAAGUCUCAAAUCAGACCUCUGCCUUUCAGGCUCAGUUACCUAAUCAAUCUAAUAAUAUACCUGUUCCUGAAUAUUCACCUUAUGCUCCACCAAAUCAAACUCAAAAUUAUGGCAAUGCUGCAGGACAAACAAAUCCUAUGUAUACACGAAAUGAUAAUCAACCUUUACAAACUUCUGCUUUAGGAUAUACUCCUAAUCAAGCAAAUCAGAAUGCAGGACCUCCACCACAAACUACGGGAUAUCUUUCAAAUCAACAAGGACAGAAUCCACCACCUAAUCAAAGUCGUGGUUUUUCUCCAAAUCAACAAAACCAAAAUCUUGGAUUACAGAAUUCAUCUCAUGCUUAUGGAAAUCAGCAAACACAAGCAAUGCCACUUCAGAAUCAACAGCAUGGCUAUCCAACACAAGUGAAUCCUAAUUCUGCUCCACAAACACCUCUUAAUUUCAACCAACAAACUUCAAAUUCAAUACCACAAAAUCAGUCUCAUGGAUAUAUGACAAAUCAGCAAAAUCAAGCUCCAAUUUCCCAGAAUCAAAUGCGCGGAUAUCCGCCAGCAUCAAAUCAGAUCAACGUACCACAAAACGCAACGUAUCCGCAAAGUCAAACAGCUCCCAAUUCUAAUAUUUCGAAUCAAGUACAUGCCUAUUCGUCCGAUCAGCAAGGUCCUAAUGCAAGCACAUCAAACUCUAUGCAUGGAUAUCCUCAUCUUGUACCAUCAUCAACCCCGCAAAAUUCAUCCUCUACAUAUCCACCUCCACAACAAAGUCAACAAUCAGCUGCUCCACCUAAUCAGAAUCACGGAUAUACUACUAAUCAUCAAGGAUCAACACCACAAAACUCUACUCAUAGAUACAAUACAGCACAACAAGGACAAAUUUCUCAACCUACAAAUCAGGCUUUAUCUUAUUCUCAAAAUCAACAGUCACAAAAUUCAAACUUAAAUCAAAAUGACCAACUUUAUCCACGAAAUGAUAAUCAGCAGCAAUCGCAAAAUUAUACAUCAACAAGUGCACCUCAUGAAUUUCCAAACGAUCGUCAAGGUGGAACUACAUCUGCAAAUUCUACUACUAAUUAUCCGUCUAAUCAAACACAAACGCAGAAUCCUAUUUUGUCAACUUAUCCUUCUGAUGGUACACAUCAAAGUCAGGUUGGACAAAUAAAAGGACCUGAUGAUCCAUAUUGGCAACGUGAUUAUUCUGGACAACCAUUUCGGACGGAUCAAUGCAAUGAUACAUAUUACAGAGAUCCUAAUGUAAAUAGGUUUCAGAAUAAUUAUUUCCCUUCACAAAGUUAUUCUAAUCAGUCUUAUGAUUAUGCAGGAAAUCAUAAUACCGACGUAAAUUCUCGCUCUGAUGAUCCUAAAACUUCUCAAGCAAGUAUGGGUCCUCAUAUACAAAAUGCUGGUGCUUGUGAUAAAGGCAAUAAGGAUAUGCCACCUAAUAUAAUCCCAAAUCAGUCCAUGCAUCAGAGUAAUCUUUCUAAUAAAUCGAACUAUAACACAGAAGCCAAUUGUCCAAAUUCUACAACUCCAGGACCUAGAUCAGUACAAGGACUUGGACCAUCUCACAGUCCUCGAUUAAGUCAGGCUGAUUUGUCCAAGGAAGAAGAAAAAGAGAAAGAAGAAUUACUAGAAAAAGAUAAAGAUGAUAAGUCGGACGACGAAAUUCUUACCAAGGAUGAAGAAAAAGAAUGCAAAAGUUCUCCAGGAGGAAGAGAAGAUCCUGGAAUACCAUAUGAUUGGGCGACGGAAUUAAUGAAAGGCUAUGUACCUGGAUUGAUUGAUGCUUCCGCAAAAAUGACCCUUUUUUUCUGCAUAUUAGAAGAAGCGAUACGUUUAGGAGAUCGCGUCUUGGCAUUUUCUCAAUCAUUAUUUACAUUGAAUCUCAUAGAAGACUUCUUAGCCAGAAACAGUUUGAAAUAUCCAGACGGUCAAACGGAUGCUUGGAUAAAAAAUGUGAAUUAUUAUAGACUAGAUGGAAGUACUAGUGCGUUAGAAAGAGAAAAACUUAUCAAUGAAUUUAAUAAUAAUCCAAAAAUACAUCUCUUUUUGGUAUCAACGCGUGCCGGUUCAUUGGGUAUCAAUCUUGUUGGAGCGAAUCGUGCGAUCGUAUUUGAUGCUUCUUGGAAUCCUUGUCACGACACGCAGGCUGUAUGUAGAGUGUAUAGAUAUGGACAGCAAAAGCCUUGCUUUGUUUAUCGGUUAGUGACAGACAAUUGUCUCGAAAGAAAGAUUUAUGAUAGACAAAUAAGCAAACAAGGAAUGGCUGAUCGCGUUGUCGAUCAGUGCAAUCCUGAUGCACAUCUAUCUCUUAAAGAUGCAACUACGUUAUCUUGGGAUUGGGAGGAAGAUAGUCAAGUACAAGAUUUUUCUCAAACAAAAGAUAGUUAUUCAGACGAAGUUAUGCAUCGCGUAUUGGAAUGUCAUUCUUCUCUUCUUACCAAACAGCCAUUCCAUCAUGAAAGUCUUUUGGUAGAUCGAAAAGAUAAGAAACUCAGUCAAGCGGAAAAACGAUUGGCUCGUCGUGGUUAUGAACUUGAGAAAAUGGCUGCAAAUUGUUCUAGACCAAGUUACAAUUAUGUUCCAGGAAAUACGGCAACGAGAGCAGGAGGUUUACAAAUUAGAGCUAUUCGUGGUGGCGACACUGGUACCACAUCAAAACCAGUAGCUUCUGUGAGACCAAUGCAACAACGUGGUGCUGAAAGUUUAGGCUCCCGAAGCGUAACUGGAAGUAGGUGGAUACCUGCAGAAGUAUGGCAGAGACAAGGAAUGAGCGCACAGGAAAUGACAUUACCCUUAGAUGUAGUUAUACCAACUAACUCACCAGACAAAGGAAGCAUUGUAUUGAAAGCAGGACAACGUGUGAUGGUAUUAAAAAGUCCUAAAGGAAUCUAUAUGCAACUUGAAUCUGGUAAAAUCAUUGCAAUUAGAACUGCACUUAAAUUGAAUCAACAGAAACGAGAAGAAGAGCCUAAAAAGGGUCUAUCCUCUAUGGUUCAGAGGAACUCUAAACCCGAGGUUAGCUUCCCAUUAAGAAAUAAUUCAGCAAUUUCUAUAAUACCGAAAUCAUCAACAGGCAAUCAAACUAGUGGACGACCAAUCAAUAAAUCCGGAAGUGGACCUGGUUAUAAACCAUUUGCAGAUAAAGAAAUUUCAAAGAGACCAAAACCUGUUGCAACUGCAGCUGCUAAACCUUAUUUAAAUCAAGUUAAUUUAACUAAUCAAGUUUCUUUAUCAAGAUUACCAAAAGUCAAACAAGAGCCUGUUGAUCAUUCUACUCUUGGCGAAAAUUCUAACUCUUCUGAUGGACAAGUGAGAACGGAACAAAGAGUCGAGGAAGUUAGAUUAGAGGAUGUAGUUGCUGAAGUUAGUUCAAAUACAGAUUAUAGUCCUGCCACUCAUAAUCGUAUUUCUAAUUCAGACACGGAUCCUACUGUACAAAAGUCUGCUGAGGAAGGUACACAGGUCUACAUACCUGAUAAUGUAACUAGCGCACAAAGUGUUCAAACGCAACACGAUCAGUCAGAGUCAGAAUUAUCGACGAAAGUAGAUAAGCAAUGUUCACAGCCAGAGGAAAAAGAGUCUACGAAAGUAGACGCUAUAACGAGUUUUAAUAAUCCAUUUUCUAACCAAAAUGAAAAACGUGAUACUACUACAACUAACGAUGAUAUUAUAAUAGAAGAACAACCACAUCCAGCACCUUCUACUUCCGUACCACUGCAACCAUUGUUAACGCCACAACCAGUAUCGUCGGCUAUGCGAGUACCAUCGACAUCUUCUCUACAGAGAAGUACAGAUACAUCUAAAAAUGUUAUAGAAACAUCCAGUAUGUCCGUUACGUCUGUAUGCACCGGAACAAACACUACAACAACACCAAAAAUAAUAGAACCAUGUGUACGCGAAGCAGCAGUUCAAGGAGAUCCUGCUAAUCUUCCACAAGGUUAUCCUUAUGCUCAAUAUCCAAGGUACUACGACUAUGCAGAUCCAAGAUCACGUUCAUUGCCCAGUCCUUAUGGGACAUAUUUCCCUGGCGUCCCGGCUCACACGACGAAUCCUCGAUUGCCAGUGGAUACGAAGUCACAAUCGGAUGCGGCAAAGCCUAUGGAAGAUCGGGCGAUGAUGAAUGUACCUACUGUAUAUUCUCAAGUAUCUAGUACAACUGCCAAAACAUUAGGAAAUACAACUGAAUCUAAAACUACAGAGACAACUGUUACAACAACAGUAGCUACUGUCUUAAGUAGAGAUGAAACACAUAUACCUACUGCGUUCAGUCAUCCCACGAGUACUCGUUACCCUGGACCUUAUCCACCUGGACCGUAUGAUCCAUAUACGCAACAUUAUCCUCCAGCUCCGGGAUCUACUGCUGCUUAUCCACCAGGUGGAGCACCAGGAUAUCCGGCAUAUGGUGGACCAACAUACAACACCGAAUACGCUCGUAUGUACUCGGCAUUCCAUGGUCCACCUCCUCCGGCAGAUCCGUAUAUGCAUAGGGGCUAUGCGCCACCUUCUUCACACCCUCCUAAUUAUUAUCCACCCUUUCCCCAUCCUCCCCCACCUUAUCCAAAUUAUUCGUUUCUUUCACCAUAUCCCAAUCCAAACAUGCCCAGUGAACCACAACCACCAGCCCAGUAGAAUAUUCGGUUUAUAAUGUAAUUAUUUUAAUAAUUUCGUGGGAUGUCAUAUGUUAUAUGGAUUUGAAGGCUGUCGGGUUUCAGAUCAAUAGCUUAAUAGACUGAAGCUGUAAAACGCAUCGAUGUAAAUAAUUAGUUACAAAAUAUUGUAUUAAGGAAUACAAUUGAAAAAAAAAAAAAAAAAAGUUGUGUCUAAAGCACUAAUUCUGUAUCUAAAAGGAUGAAACGAUAAUCGCCGUUAACUUUGAACUGUGCAAUUUGUUAAAAUGUUCAAAAUACUUUAACCUUCAUACAAUUCUACGAUGCGUUUGUUUAACUAAUCUAUUAAUGUCUAUAAGAGUAUAAGAAUCACUUCUACGUUUGAUCAUCUACAGUUUCAUAAAAUAUUACGAUUAUUUAUAAUUCGUAAUUUGAUAAUACUGAUUUUUAAGUUUACAUUAAUAUAACCAGCUUUGCAAAACAGAUAAUUUUCGAAUAUUUUUAGAAUACAAAAGGUCAAUUGUCAUUCGUAAAUAGCUAUAUUAUUUAGAGGAUUACCAUAUGCUAUGGUAGUAUUCUGAUCAAAUUUAUGAUCAAAUUGUUUUGCGUAUUAACGAUUUUUUACGUUUAUUGUAAAAACUUUGGCAACUGUAAGGUUUUUUAAUAACAAUGGUAAUGUGUUGGAUUGUAAUUACAGAUGACACUAAGAAAUUGAAAUAUGAUUCCAUCACAGAAAGAAUAACAUAAUGGAAGAGAAAGGAACGCUGUAUACUAUCAGUUAGCAUUGUGCACAUACACAUACUCUAUACAAAUCAUUUUCAUAUAUUCCAUAUAUACAGAAAAAAAUUUAUUCUCUAAACAAUAGUAUUUGCUAUUUAAAAGGAUACAAUAUUAUGCGAACACAUUGUGAAAUCCACACCACAGCAUUCCAUCUUUUAAAUAGUCUUCUUUCAAUAUUGAAAAAAAACUACAAGAUUUGAAAACUGACUGUUCCUCCGUAUAUAUUAAUGUGCGAAGAGUAAUGAAUAGUUGCAAACUGUCCAAUUUAUAUAUUGUAAAGCCUAGAACUGUUAAAAUUAUUAUUGCAUCAUGCAAUAUUCCAUCUUAAAUGAAAUCUCUUUAAACUAUUUUAUAAAACAUUGAUGCUAUUAUACAGCAUUGUCUAAGAUAAUUUCGUGUGUUUCAAACCAGUUUGCAACAUGCAUCACACUUCCAUAAAAUAAGUUACGCGAAUUGUGCAUUACAAUUUUUAUUCGUAUGACCUUUACUAAUUAUUCCAUGAGAUUAGUCUUCGCAAAUGCAACAUGUGCUGGAUCUACGUGUCAUCUUUGACUCUUUUUACGUACAUUAUACGUACAGUAUUCACUUGGAACGUUUAGCAAUCAGUAUACAGUUUACAGCAUCCUUAGCAAGUUGUAUAUGACUUCAUAUUAAUACUAAACGUUACGAUUUCUUAAAUAGAUAAUCUUACAGUAGUAUGUAGGAUUGUUGUUAACUAGAAUGUCUUACAGUUAAUGACUUAAUGACUAUCUUGGGAUAGGUUUAAAACAAAAAAAAGAAAAAAAAAUACAGGAAAUGCCAUGAUUUUCUCAAGCGACUCUUCAAACUCGGAACUGUGAUAUUCCGUCAUAUUCUCGUAUAUCAAAUUUUUGAUUAUAAGCUAAUUUGUUUAGAGAUAAAACUGAUCUUUUAAUUUUUAUGUGAAAUAAAUAGAAACGAGAAGUCUCACUAACAAUGCUUCGCGAUCAUAGCUGAAUCGAAAUUAUGCAUUUACGGUAGUGUAAGUUAAUCGGAAGUAUGACUACGAGAUUUCUCAUCAAUUUUCCAAGUACUAUGUAAGAGUCGCAAUGAUGUUUAUCAUGGCCAACCCUUCUGAACAUUAUAGACGAAUUAUUAUAGCAAAGUAAGCAUUCAUGCUACAUAUAUUAUUGGUACGUGUUUCUGAUUGAAUCUGUCACGUGGUUGAUAUUUCUAAAGUGACAGCACCUUGUGAGUUUCUUAUAUGUUAUGGUGGUAUGUUUCAUAGGUUCUAAGUGUACAGGUAUUACAUAACACGACACUCAUACGAGGUGCACCUUUAACAAACAAGUGACAGAAUCUAUUUUAGAACUUAUAAAAAGUAUAUUUACAAAGGAGAAGCAAUUAUUCUGUCUCUGUUAUAGCUUUUUUGCCAUUUACAUACUUGUAAAUAUCCAUUAUUUACGUUUCAUACUUUAUUUAUUAUUAUACAUUAUCCAUUAUUAUUGCUUUUUUUUUGAUGUCAGAGUAUUACUCUUAUGUAAAAUAAAUUGUUUACACUGAUAAAUAUUGUUUUUGAUCAUACUAUUGUUAUACUAAAAAAAAAAAAGAAAAAACAAAAAAGCCUUUGUAUAUUCUUAUUUUUAUGAUAUUAACCCUUAUAUUUGAGCAGUAAAUCCAUUUGAAUUGAAUUAUUGUAUAAUGUAUGCAAAUAUUUAGAAUAUAAGUAAAUAUUACACUUAGGUGUCAGAAUUUAUAUGAUUUAAGUAAAGAAAAUCAUUAUACAGUCAAUGCGUCUGCAGGCAACUAAUCUGCGGUGGACUUACUCUGAAAUACACACCUCUCAUCUGUGCAUAUUAUACUAUUAAAUAUAUUAUACGCAAGCGGGGUUUAUUGAAAAGUUAUAAUAAAUAUAUUGAUAGGAAAAAUAUCACAAUUAUCUCAUAAUUUUUUACAAGUUUUUCUUUCUCAAUUGUAAUUUUUCUAUAAACCAUGCUAUAGUGUAUAAAAAAAAAAAAAUAAAAUUAUUCAAGAUUAUAGAAAGAUGUUUCUUUUCUAAUAUUUUUCUCUUUUUGUUCUAAUUGUUUAACAAACGAUGGGAAAUUGGCUAUCUGAAUAAUGAAUGUAGCAUGUGUAAAUAAAUAUGUGAUGUUUAUACCUUUUAUAACAUUA
Molecule: messenger RNA, 12576 nt
Organism: Vespula vulgaris
Lineage: Eukaryota; Metazoa; Arthropoda; Insecta; Hymenoptera; Vespidae
Exons: 7
Coding region: 716-9688 (2990 amino acids)
Cellular component (GO): nucleus
Molecular function (GO): ATP hydrolysis activity; ATP-dependent chromatin remodeler activity; ATP binding
Source: RefSeq, a predicted model, not a curated record